AUGAGCAACCUCCUUCUCUCAUUUCUUCUCGAAAGUGGAAUAUUCCACUACAGUCUCAGCACAAACAUGGAGGACACGUCCUUCGAAUGUUUACAAUGCUAUCGUUGCACGCGUCCAAUUCAAUCUGGACUACUGUGGCGAGAUGGCGGAAUUCUUCACGUAGCCUACUAUGACGGUUUCAUCCGCGUCGGUAUCAUCAUCGAAGAGUACGACGACAUGCUGCUUGUUCAGAAAUUAAAGCGUCUUUCGGACUAUGAGGAAGCCGAAAGAGAGAAACGAAUGAGUAUGCUGGAAAAGAUGAAGAGCCUCAAAACAAAGGUGGGAACCAUUGUUAAGCACCACCUUCCUUUAGGCUUCAAUUUGUUCAAGUUGGCAUUUCAGAUACUUGAUUCACCAGCAUCCAGCGGAUCGCAGAAUGGGGAAAAAGAAGAGGACAACGAGGAGAUCUACGCUGCUUACAUCGAAUUCUGCUCAUUGAAAGUCGAAUUCCGAAAUCAUUCAGUUCGAGCCGAUCGUGUUUCUCAACGUCUAAUCGCCUUGCGAAAACUGCUACUCCUCUCACAGAAAGCUAUCGAAGCUCAUAACGCCAUGACCAAUUCGAUAUCGCUGAUCGAGUCUGAGUUGGACGAAUUGACACGUUUCUCUCAACUCCAUGAUCAGUGCCUGGAAAGCGGCGAUUUCAAUCUGAUCGAGAAAAGUCGAGCAGUUUUCGAAGAACGAAAAUACACGGUUCAGGAGCUGAUGCGUAAAGCGAAAGCUGGUGAUAUGAAAACACUGAUUUCUGAGUGGGAAAAGAAGGUGUCAAACAUUAUCGAAUCGAUGAAUGGCAGUUGUGAUUCGGCCAAAGACAUGCGCCUUAUCCUUUCACAGCAUAUUUUCGAGCAUCGCGCCGAGAAGAACGUAAGGGUCCCAAUAGAAGGCCCUAACAGAGCAGGGGUUGCGGGUGUAUGGGUAGCCUCAAUCUCUUUGGACUCAUCCUAUGAAACUCGUCUGACUGCCGCUUGUCUGAUGCGUGGUGUCGAAGGUGUCUACGUAACUGAUGAUAAAGAAGUCUUUCCAAUCUACUUCUAUCGGGAAAAGCGAUUCUUUGACGCUGGAAAUCCCAUAUCGCUGCCUUCAUUUGAUCACUUGACAUCAAUUCUCAUGGAACACGACGGGAUGGUAUGUCCAAUCUCUCGUAGCAAAAUUUUUCAGAAUACGAAGCAUGUGUACCUGCUCACUACUGAUUUUUUACGAUUUUCUAUUACGAGUCUCAUGGCUCAUCCAUUUUCUCACGGUCCCAUAAAUGAUCUAAAGAUUCUUUCAACAGAGGACACCUACCUAGCUCUACACUGUUCUGACACUGAAGUUGUGAUAUCGGAACGAGAUCUUGAUCGUUGGCAUCGGGUCACCUAUCACUCGGGUGGUGCUAUCUGCCUUGGCCAGUACGCCAUCGUGGGACGCGGCGGUCGGCGGGCGCCAUUUUCCCUCGAUCAUCGUGGUGCAUUUGCCGUCACCGGUAGUAAGACCUACGUACGAAUCAAGGCGCUGCACUACACUGAAGGUAACUACUUCCUAAAUCUAAUAACUUGUUAUGAGUAUUGUCGCUCUAGACAACCUUGUUGGACUACACGAUUUGGGACAAUCUCGAGUGACCGACGAGAGAGCGGCAAAGAUGUCGAGGUACUCAAUGUGAGUCUUGAUCCUACCAUGGAAUGUCGCCCACUUCCCUGUAAACUACGAUAUUCUGUUGGGUAUGCCGAUAAAGCAAUCAGGACCUAUGUUGCUCUACUGACUGGGCAGCACGAAUUCACCGUGUCAGAAAAGUUUAUUGCUCAAAUCGAACCUCUUCAUUGUGUUUCACUGAUGAUCUGUUUCCAUGGACGUCCGAUGGGGUGCUAUGCGGCCAGUGGAAAAACCUUACAAGUUUGGAAUGAUCUUGAUCGCCAUCAGCAGAAGAAAAUGAAGAGUGAACGGAUGGAGCUGAAGAAGAUGGAGGUGGCAAUAUCAUCAAUGGCUCGAGUUGAGGGUCGUUCCUGUUACCUUCUGCUCGGCUACAAAGACAGCCGAGUACAGAUUUUUGAAGAGCGCGGUAAAGGGACCCGGCCUUUCGAAUUUGCCGUCUAUGGAAAAGGAAUCGCUAUGCAUAAACUUACAGCUGAUGAACGUAAACGCCUUGAAAAAUACCGUGAUUUUGAAUUCUAA
Messenger RNA from Ostertagia ostertagi, 2184 nucleotides. The record is from the annotation of a GenBank genome assembly. Lineage: Eukaryota; Metazoa; Nematoda; Chromadorea; Rhabditida; Trichostrongylidae.